AUGGUCGCCCUGAACUAUCUGACUGCCUUCCUCUGGCUUGUCACUUUCGCUGCCGCCUCCCCGAUUCCAGAUGUCGACCGUAGAGGUCCAUUUGGUCCCAUUCGGUUCCCUCAAAUCGACCCCCGCGGCCUACUGUGUAAACUCCCAUUCAUCAGGAUCAUUUGCCCUCGCGGCGGCUCCAGCAACCCGACGUGCUCGACACCAAUUGGGACGGCUCGUGGUGUAGUUGACCCAGACGGCGCCAACCGGUAUUCAGUCAAGUACGCCAAUGCUAACCGAUGGCAGCCAUCCACUGUCGCGACCACAUGGAGUUUACCGAAUGGCAGCACCAACAUCACUGCUCUUCCGCUUGCAUGUCCUCAAGUUAAUGCCGAUGCUUCAUCUGUGUCCGAGGACUGCUUGUCUAUGAUACUCUACGUCCCAGCGACAUUACAUGUUGGGUCUAAUGCACCUACGUUUGUCUGGAUCCACGGAGGAUCAUUCUUUGUUGGCUCGGCCAAUGGUCCUGGGUUGGAUGGCUCUAAACUUGCCAUUGCGACCAACUCUAUUGUCGCUGUUAUACAAUACCGUCUAGGCGCACUGGGAUUCAUGGCACCUGAUGGCAAGACCAACUUGGCCGUUGGCGAUGCAAUUAACGCGCUGAAGUUCCUCAAGAACGUGGUCCCAUCCUUUGGCGGAAGCACUUCAAAGAUUACCAUCGCCGGUCAAAGCGCCGGGGCUACCAUGGUUAGAGCACUCCUCGCUGCCCCUUCAGCCUCCUCGCUCUUCAAAAAUGCCAUACUCCACUCUGACCCUAUGGACUUUGGUUUCCUUUCGACAACGGCCCAACAAAAUAUGCAGAGCCAUUUCAAUACUGAGAUAAACUGCGGCGCCACAGAUACCGCUUGCCACAAUGCCCUCUCCUUGUCAACGAUCACCGACGCAUCCUUGGAACUUUUCUCAUCAGCGGCGAGCUUUGAGCCCAGUGCUGGCAUGUCCCAGCCUAUGCGUCCAGUCCGCGACGGCUCCCUCAUCACCUCGUCUCUUGACUCGGCAUCCUUCCCUUCCAUGAGUAAGCCCGUCCUCAUUAACACCGUUGUAAACGACGCCGGUCCUGCUAUUUAUGGGAACUUUGAUGAACCUAUGGGCGAACAAAUGUUCCAGGCCGUCGUGUUUGGCACCCUUGGUGAAGACCGGGGAGACACCAUUCUCUCCUCUACCCAUUACCCAUUACCACCAACCGUCAACGGCCAAUUGGACGCUCGACCUACUUUAGAGACUAUGGGAACUGAUCAAAUGUGGAAGUGCCCCAGCUGGACAUUUGCCCGCAACUAUAUCCAGAACGGCGGUACGGCAUACAUCGGAGUCUACUCAGUGGGCGCCACGUACCCAAGUAACGAUGGGGUUUCGUUUUGUGCCCAGAACGGCGUUGUUUGCCACGAGGACGAUAUUCAGAUUGUGUUUGGGACUACCAAUAGCCCAACCGCUGCGCAGUCCUCCCUUACUACGGAAGUUCACAAACGAUACAAGGCCUUCAUGAACAAUGGUAAUCCCAAUCCUUCAGGUGUUUCCGCUUGGUCGGCCGCUACCUCGUCCAACCUCAAUGCCAAGGACUUGGGAGGUUCGAGUGCAAUUCCCAUCGGUGCAUGCGACCCCAGCUUCUGGGGAGCCGCGGUGCCAUACGACUACCAAGUUUACCCUUAA
This is a messenger RNA of Pleurotus ostreatus (oyster mushroom), 1683 nucleotides long. RefSeq lists its product as uncharacterized. The record is from RefSeq and is a predicted model, not a curated record. Lineage: Eukaryota; Fungi; Basidiomycota; Agaricomycetes; Agaricales; Pleurotaceae. The transcript has 6 exons. The coding region runs from base 1 to 1683 and encodes 560 amino acids.